AAUUUUGAGCAUUAAAGACACAAACUUUAGGGAUUAGUAAUACCUCCGCAGAGAGAAUUGUCAUCAAAGAGCCAAACACGCAGUCGAGUUUCGACCUUUGUUUAAACCUCUCCGGUUGGUUUUAUGUCGGCCUCUCUCUCAUCUCUCUUCUCUGCUCGCAUCCAAUUCUUUAUUAUUAUUGCUAAUUUCCUGUUCGCAUACAGAGAAUCAAUUAUUUGCUAAAAAAUUAAAAAAGAAAAAAUUGUUUAUACCAGUUGUAUGGGCGAUCAGUGACGGAGGGGAAGCAGCUGCAAUCUUUUCGACAGUAUACUUUUCCAGACUUGCGCACGGAUUUUCCGGCGAUUCGUUCCGAGUUCUGUGCCGCCGGCUUGAUCCGGCAAGGUUUCUAUUUUUGGUAAAUUUCUUCUCCGGUGGGUUUAGGAUUUCAGUAUUUUUCCGGCCGGUGGAGGUCGGGGUUGGAUGGGGUUGGUUUGCUUAGGGCGUCGCUUUCCCAAAUUGAGAGUGGGUAGCGUUUUCUUGGAGUCGAAACGAAGGUUUUCAGCUAAGAAUGGUGUUUGUGUUGGGAUGAAAUGGGGGGCUGCUGUUUUGGUGUUUCUUUAAUUAAAUUGGAUCGAAGCAGUUUGUUUGAUUGAUACUUUGAUUUGGUGUCGAUUUUAUUGCUGUUUCUGCAUUUUGAGGCUGUCUGUUAGCUUCAUCAAUCGUGAAGAUAAAUUGGUGAAUGUGGUUUUGAGUGAAGAUUGUGAAGUGGAUUUUGCAGCAAUGAAGGUUCCUCCUGGUGGAGUUUCAGCAAAUUCUGGAGAAGGGGAAAAGAAAGUGAUCAAUUCGGAGUUAUGGCACGCUUGUGCUGGCCCGUUGGUGUCUUUGCCGCCGGUUGGAAGUCUCGUCGUCUAUUUCCCUCAAGGCCACAGCGAACAAGUGGCGGCGUCUAUGCAGAAAGAGGCCAACAGCAUCCCAAGCUAUCCCAAUCUUCCUUCCAAGCUUAUCUGCCUGCUGCACAAUGUCACUCUACACGCUGAUGCUGAAACCGACGAGGUCUAUGCUCAGAUGACUCUUCAGCCAGUGACCAAGGUUUGUCGAUAUUGUAAUGUUACAUGUCCUAACACGUCGGUUGUCUUAGCUAUGCUAACUUUCGUCACAUCUAUCGUACAGUAUGACCAGGAAGCCUUGCUCGUUUCCGAUAUUGGGCUUAAGCACAGCCGACAGCCUACUGAGUUUUUCUGCAAAACUCUUACGGCAAGCGACACAAGCACUCAUGGUGGUUUUUCUGUUCCUCGUCGAGCAGCUGAGAAAAUCUUCCCGCCUCUGGAUUUCUCAAUGCAACCUCCUGCUCAGGAGUUAACUGCAAGAGACUUGCACGACCAAGCGUGGACGUUCAGGCAUAUCUAUAGAGGCCAGCCAAAGCGACACCUUUUAACAACUGGUUGGAGUGUUUUUGUGAGCUCUAAAAGACUUACAGCCGGCGAUGCCGUACUUUUCAUAAGGGACGAGAAGUCGCAGCUUCUUCUGGGAAUUCGGAGAGCCAACAGACAGCAGCCUGCGCUCUCGUCGUCUGUCAUAUCGAGCGACAGCAUGCAUAUCGGAAUUCUCGCUGCUGCGGCGCACGCAGCUGCCAACAACAGCCCGUUUACCAUAUUUUACAAUCCGAGGGCUAGCCCUUCCGAGUUUGUCAUUCCGCUUGCUAAAUAUAAUAAAGCAAUGUAUACGCAAGUCUCGUUGGGAAUGCGGUUUCGGAUGAUGUUUGAGACAGAGGAGUCGGGGGUCCGAAGAUACAUGGGUACAGUCACCGGUAUAAGCGACUUGGACGCUGUCCGGUGGAAGAAUUCGCAGUGGCGUAAUCUUCAGGUUGGUUGGGAUGAAUCGACGGCUGGGGAACGUCCGAGUCGAGUCUCCAUUUGGGAAAUUGAACCUGUUGUCACGCCCUUUUACAUAUGCCCGCCGCCUUUCUUCAGGCCUAAAUUCCCCAAGAAUCCGGGAUUUGGAGAUGAUGAUGCUGAGAUCGAUAAUAUGUUCAAGCGAGGCAUGCCUUGGCUGGCGGAUAACUUAGGAUUCAAAGACGCUUCGAGCUCAAUAUUUCCCGGCCUGAGUCUCGUCCAGUGGAUGCAGCAGAACAAUCAGAUGUCAGCAAUCCCAAACAUGGUCUCGUCGGCGGCUCUGCAGAGUAACUUUCUUGCAGCUGACGAUCACUCGAAGCUCUUGAACUUCCAAUCCCCGGGCUUGGCUGCCUCCAACCUUCAGUCGAGCAAAGGAAAUCUUCAAAACCAACUCCUGCAGUCGCCGUGGCCCCAACAAAUGUUGCCGUCUCCAGCAAAUACACAACAACAAGUUCAACAACAACGACAACAGUUGCAGCUGCAGAAUCCUCAACAGUUACAGCCGCAGCAGUCGCUCCCAAUGCCUUCUACGACCGGCGCCAUGGCUUCCGACCAUAUUACGAGCCAAAGUAUGCAGCAGAUGUCGGGAUACUCCCAAAUUCAGCCGCAACCGAUGCUACCAGGAAAUGGGCAAGCGCAGCAAAACGAUCUCUCGACCAACAGGGCUACGUUCCCCAUGGUAUCCGCACCUCAGGACAUGUCUUUCCAGCAGCACGCUGAGCAGCCCUCUAGCUUGAUUCGGAGACCUCAGGAGCCGCAGCCGCAACUGCAACGAGCCCAAUUAGAGGCGCUGCAGCAAAGCUUGGCGCCGAGGCCUCAACUCCAACAGCCGACGCAACAGUGUCUUUCAGAGCCGCAGCUGCAACUGCCGCUUCUGCAGAAACCGCAACCGCAAAUGCAACAGCAGCUGUCGUCGGCAUUAAAUCCGUUGCUCGAGCCUCAGCUGCCGCAGAAACAGCAAGCUCAACAAGGCCAGCAGAUGCAGCAUUUUUCCCUACCUCAACAGCAGUUAAGCGGGGGCUUCUUUUCCGCGCCGACAGACGUGCAGUCGCCGAAGUUUCUAUCGAACCAGUUUCAUUACCAGCAGAAGACGCUUCCGAUUGCUCGGGCGCACUCUGGGCGCACCGAUGGGGAUGCCCCUUCAUGUUCGACAUCGCCUUCUAGAAGCAAUAUGCAGGUUUCUCAGACAAACUUCCUGAGGAGCCAGUCGGGGGCAGCCGCGGUAAUUGAUAAUUCGGUUAUCAAUCCUCCUAGUCUGAUGCAAGAGAGUCAUAGAAAGCUCGAUGUUCGAAUAAAACAGGAACUGCCCAACAGUAAAGCGCCGGAGCCGCAGCCGAAUUACAGGAUUUCCGGUACCGAUCACAUGGAAGCCACGUCGUCCGCAACUUCUUAUUUGGACACUGCAGGUCUCCACCAGAGUUUUCCGCUGGCUGGAUUGGACGGCGAUGUUCAAUCGCAUACCAGAAGCGGUCUUGCUUUUGCCUCUGGAAUCGAUGGUUUGGCGCCGGAUGCUUUGUUAUCGAGGGACUACGAUUCAGGGAAGGAUAUCCAGAACUUACUUUCCAAUUACAGCGCAACUCCCCGUGAUUUCGAGACAGAGUUAUCUUCGGGAAUCAAUUCGCAGUCGUUUGGGGUGCCGGCGAUGUCUUUUAAACCCGGCUGUUCAAGCGACGCCGCUGUCAAUGACCCAACUGUUCUGAACGGCGGCGGGCUGUGGCCCCCAAAUCAAGCUCAACGUAUGCGAACGUACACAAAGGUUCAAAAGCGCGGCUCUGUGGGGAGAACCAUCGACGUCAACCGAUACAAAGGGUACGACGAACUUAGGCAUGAUCUUGCACGCAUGUUCGGCAUCGAAGGGCUACUGGAAGAUCCGCAAAGAAAUGAGUGGAAGCUCGUCUACGUGGACCAUGAGAACGAUAUAUUACUCGUUGGAGAUGAUCCCUGGGAGGAGUUUGUGAGCUGCGUUCAGAGCAUCAAAAUACUUUCCUCGGCCGAGGUUCAGCAAAUGAGCUUAGACGGAGAUCUCGGUCAGCAGCUGCCCGUUCCGAACCAAGCUUGCAGCGGAACUGACGGCGGGAAUCCAUGGCGAUAACGCGGCGACAAUUCUAAGUAAGAUCUUGUUACAGGUAUUCUCGAUCGUUUGUCUGUUUUCGAUGUAGAGACUACUAACUGAUGGUUGAAGUAGCCGAAUCACGAGCAAUUUGGUGUAUAAUUCGCUCGAGAUUCUGUCGAAUCGAAAGUCGAUGUUCGAGCCGAGUACUUACUAGAAUGUAUAUGAUAACACGAUUGCUCGAGCGUGAGAUUCGUUCGAUAGAUAUGUUUUUCAAUGGGAAACUUAAAAGUCUGAGUGUUUGUUGUGUAGAUAGGUUCGUGAAUUCGAUUCAGGAGUACAAUCAAUUAUUAUGUCAUAUGUUUGUGAGUAGAUAAUUUUGUAAUGUCCCACGAAUACUGUAAGGAAGGAAUCGAAUCGACUGUCGUUUCUUUCGUUUAA
Molecule: messenger RNA, 4362 nt
Organism: Andrographis paniculata
Lineage: Eukaryota; Viridiplantae; Streptophyta; Magnoliopsida; Lamiales; Acanthaceae
Product: auxin response factor 19
Exons: 12
Coding region: 760-3963 (1067 amino acids)
Biological process (GO): response to hormone; regulation of DNA-templated transcription
Cellular component (GO): nucleus
Molecular function (GO): DNA binding; protein binding
Source: RefSeq, a predicted model, not a curated record